Molecule: messenger RNA, 3456 nt
Organism: Homalodisca vitripennis (glassy-winged sharpshooter)
Lineage: Eukaryota; Metazoa; Arthropoda; Insecta; Hemiptera; Cicadellidae
Gene: E23
Product: ABC transporter G family member 21
Exons: 13
Coding region: 118-2286 (722 amino acids)
Cellular component (GO): plasma membrane
Molecular function (GO): ABC-type transporter activity; ATP binding; ATP hydrolysis activity
Source: RefSeq, a predicted model, not a curated record
CAGAGUGGUGUCAGUUCGGCACGUGUCCCCGACCAGCGCGCAGCCAAGUGUAUACCAGUGCCGCCCGCCCCGCCGCCGCCGCGUGUGUUGUGAGAUGUUCAUCUGAUAAGCGGGGACAUGAUCAUUUCUAAGGAUCUGUUUCUGCUAGGCGACCAGGACUAUUUGCGUCUCCCUAAAGACGAGAAGAGGACCAUGGUUCGUUCUGCCACCACGAAAAAUCAAAGAGUGGAAAGCGCGCUGCCAUGCCUGCCGUGUCUGCCUGCCCACCACCCGCACCUUCCUCAUCGUCCUCUGGAACUCGUCUUCCAAGGACUAACAGUGACCCUGGACAAGCGCCACAUCCUGCGGGAUGUUUCCGGUGUGGUCAAGCCCGGCCAGCUGCUCGCCGUCAUGGGUCCGUCCGGGUGCGGCAAGACCACCCUCCUCAACUGUCUGUCCGGUCGGGUCAAGCUUUCCGCCGGCAACAUCCGGCUCAACCGAGAACGGCUCAACAAACGCUGGAAGCGGAGGAUCUGCUACGUUCUCCAGCAGGACGUCUUCUUCCCGGACCUCACACUUCGUCAGACCUUAGAAUACGCCGCCCUGCUAAGACUGCCCGACUCCUUGUCACACUCGCAGAAGAUGCAGUACGUGGACCACAUCAUCGACGUGCUAGACCUCAGCUCCUGCCAGCACACCAUUAUCGGUGACUACCUGAAACGAGGGCUGUCGGGGGGAGAGAAGAAGAGAGCGAACAUUGCCUGUGAACUCCUCACGAACCCUGCCCUCAUGCUGUUAGACGAGCCAACGUCAGGGCUGGAUUCACAUUCGGCGUACAACCUGAUGUUGUGUCUUAAACGUUACGCGGAGAAAGAGGGAAAGACUGUGGUGGUGACAGUACACCAGCCAUCCUCGCAAAUAUUCCAUAUGUUCGACAAACUGCUGCUGCUCUGCAACGGACAGACUGCCUACUUUGGGGACGGAAACAAAGUUGUAGAGUUUUUCAACAACAUAGGACUGACGGUGAUGUCACACUACAACCCAGCUGACUUUAUACUGGAACAAGUUAAAGGCAGUGAGGAGAUGAAAGAGAAGAUAAUCACGGCGUCUCGAGAGAUGCGGUUACGGCCCGACUACCCUCCGGAGCUGAAACCUGACUACUUCAACCACUCUAUCUGUGAUAAAUACCUCAACAACUACCACGAAAACCAUGUGCACUCUAACGGACACUUAGUGAGUGGACAAUGUCACUGCCAAAGAGAAAUGUGGACCAAUGCGCAGAACUCGAUAGCCCGGCCAUCAACGGAUGUGUGUGUCGCCAUCGGGGAGACAACGGAGUCUCAAGGUCAUGUCUACACCACCGUUGCAGUGAAAGAGGAGGAAGGCAAGACGUUGUGGCUGGACAACCAGAGCCACGCAUCGUCGUCAGUUAGCAGUUCCGAUGAGGAUGUCAGCUGGCAGUGGCCCACCUGCUUCUGGACCCAGUUCAAGGUAUUGAGUCAACGCAACUUCCAAGAAGCUCGGCCCCGGAUGCUCUCCACUCUCAACUGGGUGCAGACCGUGGCACUGGGCUUAAUGGCAGGUUUACUCUGGUUCCGCCUGGAACGCACAGAAGAGUCUCUUCACGACAUCCAGGGCUGGAUGUUCUUCUCCACCACCUAUUGGAUGCUGUUCGCUCACUUCGGUGCUCUCUCCUCAUUCCCACCGGAGCGAGAGGUGAUAAACAAGGAACGCCAGUCCGGAGCAUACCGUCUGUCCGCCUACUACCUAGCUAAGAUGGUGGGGGAACUGCCCCUGACCAUCACCCUGCCUGCAGUUUAUCACAUUAUCUCUUACCCUAUGCUGGGCUUCCAGAGUCUUGAAGUCUUCCUCACCCUCCUUGGGUUCUUGCUGCUCAAUACCAUUGUUGCACAGAGUGUCGGUUUCUUUGUCGGAGCAUGCUGUAUGGACAUGCAGGUGUCGAUAACAAUCAGUGCCCUCUACACUCUGGCCACUCAGCUGUUCGGAGGUUACCUGGCCACCAACAUUCCACCCUGGCUCAAGUGGAUGCGAUACCUCAGCAUGGUGCACUACGCCUACCAGAACAUGCAGAUCGUAGAGUUCAGCGAUGGAGAAGGCAUACUAUGUGCACAGCAGUCCAAGUUCGAUGUGUGCGAAGAGACCGAGCACAUUCCUGUCUCAGCCAUUCUAGAGACUCAGGGUGUCAGUCUGCCAUUGUGGGCCAACACUCUGGUGCUUCUGGGCUUCCUAUUGGUGUUCCGCCUACUGGGGUACGUCGUGCUCCGCUAUUUCCGCCGGCCCAAGUGAGCGAAGUCACGUCACAUCCAGUUGCCUGCGGGGCUUUAGAUCAGUUCAGUGUUCAUUCGGAGAUACUCAGGAACGUUGAAAAAGUUAUUGUUUUAUUUUCAUAUAUGUGUAUUAUUUUAUGAUAUUCAUAAACUUGACUAUACUUUACUAUUUUAUAUGUUCAGACCAUUAGGCUAAUCUAAAUAACUUUACACUGCCAGAAUACAUCACACUAUAGCGGUGUUCUCGUUAUACUGUGGAAUAAAAGUUUCGUCGAUGUUGUAGAAAUCUAUGAAUAAAAAUGUACAAUGAUUUAUUAGAAGUAAUUUUAGUGAAAUGUAUUGUAACGCUAAAAGUCUGAAACUGUUCAUCGGAUGAUACAUAAGUUUUACUGAAAUUUGUUAAAUCCAUCCAUAAGUUAAAAGGUGGACUUUAUUGAUUGUAUUUGCUUACAUGUAUAAUUUUAAAAUGUUAAAGAACAAUAAUAUUUUAUAAUUUUAUUGUGUAAUGUUAAACGGGAAGUGAGUUGUAUAGAGCGAAGCAGAACGCAGUGAUGAGUCCCUUCUGAUGACGUUGGCUGUGUUUUGUACAGACUACAGGGACUCGAGGCGUUCCGUGUUCCAGCAUUCCUCCGAGUAACAACCGUCGGUCGAUCCCACCAUAGAGUGUCCCAGGCACAAAUAUCUAUAAGUCUUACAAUAAUAAAAUGUAUUCCUAAUGUAUAUUAAUGCAAUGUUCAUAUUAUACAAAUACCACUACAUAACUUAUCACUCAUUAGGUUAAUGAUGCUUUUGUGAUGCUGAUGUAUAUAAUAUCGUUCGUUACAUGGUGCCCCCUCGGGCCUCAAAUGUGAUUGUAGAAUUAGAUGACUGUUUUGUGUUUUGUUAUUCGACCGUAACUGAUUCGUCUACUGUAUAUUUUCAUAUCCUUGUACAAAACUUUUUAAGGGUGGAAAGGCCGGCUACAUUCGGCCAUUUCCUCAUUUUAUUUUUAAACUUAGAGUUUGUAAUUUAUUUUCUAGUAUAUACUUGCUGUGUGUAUGUUUUUUAUGACGCGAAGAGUGGACUCUGUAAAGAUAGGUCAUAGCAUUCCCCUCCUCGACCGUACACCCGUACUGUACCUAGUCCAAUCGAGAAGCAUUUUCGCUGACAUGAGCUAUUUAUAUUUAAUAAAUUGUUAUUGCGAUUCGUA